UGUUUCAUAAUGGCUGAUGAUCAAGAGAAAGACUUGCAGAAAUUUCUUAAAAAUGUGGAUGAAAUCAGUAAUUUAAUCCAGGAGAUGAAUUCUGAUGACCCAGUUGUACAAGAGAAAGCUAUCCUCAAGACAGAAAAGAGACUACUGUUCACAGAGGAAGACCAAGAGGAGGACAGAUGCAGGACCACCUUGAACAAGACCAUGAUCAGUCCUCCACAAGCUCCCACAAAGAAUGCAGAUGAAAUAAACUCAGAGGCCUUCUUGGCAUCCGUGGAGAAGGAUGCAAAGGAGCGUGCCAAGAGAAGAAGGGAAAACAGAGUCUUAGCAGAUGCCCUAAAAGAAAAGGGAAAUGAAGCCUUUGUCAGAGGCGAUUAUGAGACGGCCAUCCUCUGCUACAGUGAGGGCUUGAAGAAGCUGAAGGACAUGAAAGUGCUGUACACCAACCGAGCCCAGGCUUAUAUAAAACUUGGGGACUACCAGAAGGCAGUAGUGGAUUGUGACUGGGCUCUGAAGUGUGAUGAAAAAUGCACAAAAGCUUAUUUCCACAUGGGAAAAGCCCACCUGGCUCUAAAGAACUACAGUGUGUCUAGAGAGUGUUUUCAGAAGAUCUUAGAAAUAAACCCUCAGCUGCAAACACAGGUGAAAGGUUACCUGAAUCAAGUAGAUCUUCGGGAGAAAGCAGACCUUCAAGAGAAGGAAGCCCGUGAAUUGCUGGAUUCAGGAAAAACCACAGCCGUUACGACCAAGAAUCUCUUGGAGACUCUUUCCAAGCCUGAUCAGAACCCCUUGUUCUAUGCAGGAGGCAUUGAAAUCCUGACUGAAAUGAUGAAGGACUGCACAGAACGAACUUUAUUCAGGACACAAAAUGGAUUCAAUAUCAUCAGUGGGAAUGAGGUCAUAAGAAGGUGCUUCUCCACAGCAGGAAAAGAUGCCAUGGAAGAGACCGUGUGUGUGUCUGUUCUCAGGCUCUGGCAAGCAGUGUGCAGCGGGAACGAGGAGAACCAGCGCCUGCUUGUGACACGCCCUGACGCAGGCAGGCUGCUGCCCUCCCUCUUGGCCUCAGGGGUCCUGACCAUCCAGCAGCAGAGUCUGGCCCUGCUGCUGCAGCUUGCCCAGAUGGAGACCGGCCGGGGCCUGAUCAUCGGCCACCUCGACCUGACCCGAUUGUUGGAAGCCCUGGUGUCAUUUCUUGAAUUCUCUGAUAAGAAGGCCAACUCAGCCAUGGGACUGCUCACAGACUUGGCUCUGGAAGAAGGAUUCCAAAUCUGGUUCCAGGCCAACCUUCCAGGUGUUCUCCCAGCACUCACAGGCGUCCUGAAGAGAGACCCCAAGGUAACCAACACCUCAGCUCUCAGCCAGUGUAUUGCCAUCAUGGGGAAUCUCAGUGCUGAGGCUGCCACCCGAAGACAGAUGUCUGCUUCUGAAGAAUUUGGGGAUGCCUGCUUGGCCCUCAUGGCCAGGUGUGAGGAGGAUGUGGACCUGUUCAGAGAUGUCAUAUAUACACUCCUGGGACUCCUGAUGAAUUUGUGCCUUCAGUUCCCCUUUGUCUCGGAGGUUUGGGCCAUGGAGGUGAGCAGGAGGUGCAUGUCUCUACUGAACAGCCAGGAUGGAGGAAUCCUCACAAGGGCUGCGGGUGUUCUCAGCCGCACCCUUUCUUCCUCUCUGAAAAUUGUCAAGGAGGCCCUAAGAGCAGGCGUGGUGAAGAAGAUGAUUAAAUUCCUGAAGGCAGGAGGCCAGACUGCAUCACACUAUGCCGUGAAGACUCUAGCUGUCUGCACUAAUAGUUUUCAUGAAGCACGAGAGGAAGUGAUAAGACUGGAUAAAAAGUUCAGUGUUCUGAUGACACUGCUUAGCUCGGAGGAUGAGAUUCUGGUGGGCAACGCCGCCCUCUGCCUGGGGAACUGCAUGGAGGUGCCGCAGGCCGCGUCCUCCCUGCUGAAGACAGACAUUGUGCCGGUCUUGUUGAAGCUCGCAGGUAGUGAUGCGCAGAAGACAGCCGUGCAGCUGAAUGCAGGGAUCGCUCUGGGGAAGCUGUGCACAGCCGAGCCGAGGUUUGCUGCUCAACUGAGAGAGCUUCAUGGGCUAGAAAUUCUCAACUCAACCGUGAAGUACAUCAAGGAUUCUUGAGAGACGUGGUGUCUGUGCAAACACAUGACUGUGUGCUUUGGGCGGUUCCUGUGCUAAUAAAG
This is a messenger RNA of Pteronotus mesoamericanus, 2189 nucleotides long. RefSeq names its product tetratricopeptide repeat domain 12 (gene TTC12). The transcript has 21 exons. Gene Ontology annotation, biological process: axonemal dynein complex assembly; sperm axoneme assembly. Lineage: Eukaryota; Metazoa; Chordata; Mammalia; Chiroptera; Mormoopidae. The coding region runs from base 10 to 2127 and encodes 705 amino acids. The record is from RefSeq and is a predicted model, not a curated record. Gene Ontology annotation, cellular component: cytoplasm; centrosome. Gene Ontology annotation, molecular function: protein binding.